Messenger RNA from Komagataella phaffii GS115, 762 nucleotides. RefSeq names its product Alpha 4 subunit of the 20S proteasome. Gene Ontology annotation, cellular component: proteasome core complex; nucleus; proteasome core complex, alpha-subunit complex. The transcript is spliced from 2 exons. Bases 1 to 762 code for a protein of 253 amino acids. Gene Ontology annotation, biological process: ubiquitin-dependent protein catabolic process. The record is from RefSeq and is a predicted model, not a curated record. Lineage: Eukaryota; Fungi; Ascomycota; Pichiomycetes; Pichiales; Pichiaceae.
AUGAGUGGCUACGACAGUGCCUUAUCGAUCUUUAGUCCUGAUGGCCAUGUGUUUCAAGUUGAGUACGCUCUUGAAGCUGUGAAGAGAGGAACCUGUGCGAUUGGUGUGAAGGGAAAGGAUGUAGUAGUUUUGGGAGCAGAGAGAAGAACAACUCUCAAAUUGCAGGAUCCUAGAGUAACUCCUUCCAAGAUAAAUAAUGUGGACAAGCAUGUGCUGCUGGCGUUUGCCGGAUUGAACGCUGAUGCACGUAUUCUCAUCGAUAAGGCCAGAGUGGAGGCCCAAUCUCAUAGACUGAACUUGGAAGACCCUGUUUCGAUCGAAUACUUGACCAAAUAUGUUGCUGGUGUGCAGCAAAGAUAUACACAAUCGGGAGGUGUGCGACCAUUUGGAAUUUCAACCUUAAUUGCAGGAUUUGACGGAAAUGACAACGUGCCUCGAUUGUACCAGACAGAACCAUCAGGUAUCUAUUCUGCAUGGAAGGCAGUUGCCAUUGGACGUAGUAGCAAGACUGUCAACGAAUUUUUGGAGAAGAACUACUUGCAAUUAGAAGAAAGCGAUGUCACUUUGGAUCGUGACCGGACGAUCAAACUAACAAUCAAGGCAUUAUUGGAGAUUGUUCAGACGGGAGCCAAGAAUAUUGAAAUUUCCGUCAUGGCUCCUAACGAAACCAUCCAACUGUCAAACGAUGAGAUAGCUGCAGUUGUAGAGCAAGUUGAGGCCGAGAAAGCUGCUGAAGCUGAGAAGAAACAGAAGAAGAAAUAG